Messenger RNA from Athalia rosae (coleseed sawfly), 2416 nucleotides. It is a transcript of the gene AsnRS-m, whose product is annotated as probable asparagine--tRNA ligase, mitochondrial. Gene Ontology annotation, biological process: asparaginyl-tRNA aminoacylation. The record is from RefSeq and is a predicted model, not a curated record. Lineage: Eukaryota; Metazoa; Arthropoda; Insecta; Hymenoptera; Athaliidae. Gene Ontology annotation, molecular function: nucleic acid binding; asparagine-tRNA ligase activity; ATP binding. Bases 340 to 1599 code for a protein of 419 amino acids. Gene Ontology annotation, cellular component: mitochondrion. The transcript has 5 exons.
ACGACACGCAAUACAACGCGCCAACAGGAAACAGGAGUUAACGGAAAAGCUUAUAAUAAUGGAUAAUAAUAGAUGUUAUAGCACGGCAUAGGACGACUCGUAGAUAAUUUAACGAUUGAUAAGCCGGUGGGCGUAAUUGUGGUGUGCACAGCUGCGCUCGGAUAUGUGAAACGAGGACGGGGGAACUCGUUGGGAAACGGAGACUGGUCAAGGUUGGCUCUUGCUUUAAUUCGUCGCUGAUGCCUCAUUCCUGUCCCACGAUGACGGAAAUUCUCCACUUCGAUUUUUCUCACUUGAUUUGCUCAUAAUUCUAUCGGAUGGGUGAAGGCUCUCCGUAAAAUGAAGGAUAAUGUUUUUAUGGAUAUUGCGGAUGGUUCAUGCAACGAUUGCUUACAAGUUGUGGUUCCAAAGUCGAUGAAGCCAAGUAACUUGACGUAUGGAAGCAGCGUAUCUGUAGAAGGUGAAUUAGCAGUUGGGCCUCAUGAGAGAAUGGAGCUCAGAGCCGAAGCUGUGUCUGUUAUUGGCAAAUGUGUAGUAACGGAUGGCUAUCCCUUUGCUCCUAGAAAACAAUAUUCCCAAGAAUAUGUCCGACAAUAUUUACAUCUAAGACCAAGAACCAAUAAUUUUGGGAGCUUACUAAGGCUGCGAGACUUGGCCACAGUAGCUAUAGGAGAUCACUUGAGAAGUAGGGGGUUUGUUGGUAUUCAUGUUCCAAUAUUAACUGCUAACGACUGUGAAGGAGCUGGUGAAGUAUUUUCAAUAAAACCUGCCGAUCUCAAUCUGCUAAGCUCCAUGAAAAAAAAAGGCUACUCCGAAGAUGAGGCUUAUUUCAACGCUAAAGUAUAUUUAUCCGUAUCUGGUCAACUGCAAUUGGAAUCUGUCGCAAGGGGGUUAUCGAAAGUCUUUUCCUUUGGCCCAACAUUUAGGGCUGAGAAUUCAAAGUCCCGAUUGCAUUUGUCUGAAUUUUAUAUGGUUGAAGCUGAGGUGGCAUUUGCAACUGACCUCGAAGAAUUAGCAACAGAAGCUGAGUUGCUUCUGAAAAGCGUAACGAAUCACAUUUUCAAUAAUGGUGACUCAGAUUUACAUGCUCUUGGUGUUUCAGAGCCCAAGUGGCUUAAUCAGAAUUUUGGUAUUGUAACAUAUGAUGAGGCUGUAAAAAUUCUGGAAAAUAAUGCCGACCAAUUGAGUUUUGCUCCAAAAUAUGGGGAUGGGCUUUCGAAAGAACAAGAGUUAUUUUUAAUUCAACACAACAACGGGAUACCAAUCUUUGUUGUUGACUUUCCAAAAGAAAGUAAGCCCUUUUAUGUGAGGGAAGCCACUCACGAUGAGAGAAAGGCUGCAGCAAUGGAUCUUCUGGCGCCUAUUGUUGGAGAAAUAAUAGGAGGGAGUAUGCGUGAGGACAACUACGAGAAAUUGAAAUCGAAGUUAACUAAAUUUUCUCCCAACCUUGACUGGUACUUAGAGCUUCGUAAAUACGGAAACGUACCUUCAGGUGGUUUUGGAAUGGGCUUUGAAAGAUAUUUGCAAAGUGUACUCGAAAUAGCCAACAUUAAAGAUACCAUCCCCUUUCCGAGAUGGCCGCAUAACUGUAAAAUGUAAGAAAAUUUGCGACAGCUACUGUCUCUGCACUAAAAAUAUGUCAUGUCCAAGCAGUGAGAAGGAUGGAGGCUUGUGAUGCUUCGUGUCACCAAAGGGCAUUCUUAUUCUUUUUUCUUUUAAUGUCUCUUCACUGUAUCCGAUGUUAUCGUCAACGGGAAGGUUGUAUUCUUGAAAAAAAAGGAAAUGAUAUUCAGUGACAAACGAUGGGUUGAUUCUUUUCUCUCAUUUUGUUAAAUAGAAAAGGCCAGUGUUUCUGCUUUAGUAUAUCUAUUUUAUUUGAAUAUCAAGAAACGUUUUAACAGAACACAAUGUUAGGAUUCAAAUGAUUCAUGUCUAUUUUUACAAUUAUUUCUUUAGUGAAUCACUAUGCAACGAAAAUACCAAGCUUUCUUGGGCGCCGUCAAGGAGUAGAGAAUAUUUAGGGUGAUAAAUAACCGGCACAAACAAAAAAAGUUAGACCUCAAUGUGAUCAACAAGUAAUUUUCAUUUUUUCCUUUUAUACAACAAAAUAACGAUUAUUUGCUUUACUUCUUUUAUCUCCUCUCUUCCAUUGAAGAAAAUCUCAUCAUACUCGGAUUUUCACAUACUAUUUACAAUAAAAUAGAUAAUUAAUAUAUCACACAUUUUGUACAGUUGUUAAACUCACGGUGUGGUUUACAAAUAACACGCACGCAAUGUCUUACUUUAAUAUUCGUCCGUUCAUUUCGUUACUAUUUGACCAAUCAUUCGAUUUUACUCUAUGAUUAUUAUUAUUAUUAUUAUUACUAUUACUAUUCCUAUGAUUGUUGUAAUAAAAACAAUGAUUGUUAUAACUGAA